Hemibagrus wyckioides is the source of this 3108-nucleotide messenger RNA. It is a transcript of the gene kcnk9, whose product is annotated as potassium channel, subfamily K, member 9. The coding region runs from base 612 to 2066 and encodes 484 amino acids. Gene Ontology annotation, molecular function: potassium ion leak channel activity. Gene Ontology annotation, cellular component: membrane. The record is from RefSeq and is a predicted model, not a curated record. Gene Ontology annotation, biological process: stabilization of membrane potential; potassium ion transmembrane transport. The transcript has 2 exons. Lineage: Eukaryota; Metazoa; Chordata; Actinopteri; Siluriformes; Bagridae.
AACCUGUUGUUGUAGCUCGUCGUUCACUUUAAGGUUCUCCUGCACCAGUUGAACGUUUCACGUGUAAUCCGUGUGUGUCCCCCCUCUCCACCCCCGCCCCCCUCCCUGUCCGGUGAGGAACACAGACCGGGCGCGGAGGAGAGACGACGUAUGAUGUCGGUUUGGUGAUGUGGUCGCUUUUCAGGGGCGCGCACCGGGGACCGUGUAUCCGCCUUUCUCUGCGGCGAACCGGAGCAGGAGCAGGAGGAAGAGGAGGAGGAGGAGGAGAGAGACGCGGACGGACGGGCUGAUCGCUAAACGGAGCCCUUCACCCGGAGAUCUUCCACAAAAGAGUUUUUUUUCGGCAGCAGAGGGAAUAAACGCGCUUCAUCGUCAUUUCUUGUUUUCUUUACUGGAUUUUUUUUGUCUCCGCGCGCUCGCGUGACGCCGUUUAUCGGGCUCGAUGAACAGGUCGAAAACUUUGAGGAAACAUGUCUGAAGAUGCUUUCCGCUCCCUUUGCGUCGCGCGCGUUUGCUGUGUUUGGUGUCAAAAAACGAGGGAAAACCAAGAGCGCGAGGACGUGCGUGAUCAUCGGUGACAUGAGCGGUGGUCGGAUCCGCGCGGCUGGUUGAUGGCACUGCGCGCCGGCGCGACCUGCAUCGGCCACGUCUUGCGCAGAGUGCCGCGCUUGCACGGCUCGCGUUCGCGGCGCUCCAGCAGCCUGCUGUGCCUCUCCCUGAGCCACGACCGUGACCCGGGGACGCUUGACUGCAAGCGCCCGUGCCCAAGCUUUCCCGACUGCCACUGUCGCCACUGCCCGUGCCGCCGCGCACUCCCGGCGGAUCCGCGGGGACAUGAGCCCCACGCGGGCUGGCUCCGGGGCGCCAUGAAGCGGCAGAACGUGCGGACCCUGUCCCUGAUCGUCUGCACGUUCACCUACCUGCUGGUCGGCGCCGCCGUGUUCGACGCUCUCGAGUCGGACUUCGAGAUGCGCGAGAAGGAGCAGCUGCAGGCCGAGGAGAAGCGGCUGCAGGGCAAGUACAACAUCAGCGAGGACGACUACCGGAAACUCGAGACCAUCAUCAUGGAGGCCGAGCCGCACCGGGCCGGCGUGCAGUGGAAAUUCGCUGGAUCUUUUUACUUCGCCAUCACCGUCAUCACCACCAUCGGUUAUGGCCACGCUGCUCCAGGUACCGAUGCUGGGAAGGCGUUCUGCAUGUUCUACGCGGUUCUGGGAAUCCCACUGACGCUGGUGAUGUUCCAGAGCCUGGGUGAGCGCAUGAACACGUUCGUCAAGUACCUGCUGAAGCGCAUCAAGAAGUGCUGUGGGAUGCGCAUCACCGACGUCUCCAUGGAGAACAUGGUGACGGUGGGCUUCUUCUCGUGCAUGGGAACGCUGUGCAUCGGUGCCGCUGCUUUCUCGCACUACGAAGAUUGGAGCUUCUUCCAGUCGUACUACUACUGCUUCAUCACGCUCACCACCAUCGGAUUCGGUGACUUCGUGGCCCUGCAGAAGAACCGAGCUCUUCAGAGAAAGCCUCUUUAUGUGGCCUUCAGCUUUAUGUACAUCCUGGUGGGGCUGACUGUCAUCGGAGCCUUCCUCAACCUGGUGGUGCUGCGCUUCCUCACCAUGAACAGCGAGGACGAGCGGCGAGACGCUGAGGAACGGGCCUCACUGGCCGGAAACAGGAGUAGCGUCAUCGUCCACGUUCAGGAAGACGCCAUGCCCGGGAGGAUGCACCGAAGGAGGCGAGACCGCGAUCAGUACAGAUCGGAAGUCGCCGACCUGCAGUCCGUCUGCUCCUGCAUGCAUUAUCACUCGCACGACUUCGGCAGCUCGGCCAUGCUGGCCGGAGAAGGGGCAGGAAGAGGGGGGUUGGGGUUAGGAGGACGACCGUUCACGCACCAGAACUCCUACACGUGCCAGCCGAGAUACUUCCACUCGCCGGUGACGUACCACAUCGAGGAGAUUUCGCCGAGUGCGUUGAAGAACAGCUUCUUGCCCUCCCCUAUCAGCUCCGUCUCCCCCGGCUUGCACAGCUUCACGGACAAUUCGCGCCUGAUGAGGCGACGCAAGUCCGUCUGAACAGGAAACCUCCCCGGGGCGACGGGCCACGCCCACACACUCUUCCUGAUUUUCAAUAACCAGGGUAUUUAUUCCGAAAACACACACAAUAAAGCUGCUCCUUAACCAAAAGCGCAUUUUAUUUUUUUUCUUCUUCUCAGUUUGCUCAUGAUUUUGAGUUCUGACACGACGGUGAGCGAUGAAAUGCGAUAAAAACUCAACGAGUCUCUUAAUAAAGGAUGAAAAGAAAAGCAUGGAGCAUGGAUUUUUUUUAUUUUCCUCCUUCAUCUGUACACUCUACACGAGCGGGCAGCUGUUUGCCCUGUUUUUUUUUGUUGUUUUUUUUUUCCACGAAACCAGGCUUGAAUUUUAUGGCCUGACCUUCUUAUCACUCCACGACGAUGCAGACUCCAGCUUCAGCUACAAUACAGAGAGAGAGAUUAUUUUUUACAGGGAGAGAAAAAAAUUAUUAGGUUUUAUCUCUUGGAGACGACUUUAAGCUGAGGGGAAUCUCAAGUGCCACACACCGCUGAAUGAGAAAAAAAAAUAGUUCGGACUUUCGGGACUUCCUUUUAAGGACGAUUUUCCUUUUCUAUUAUAUUUAGCAAGAUAUGAAGAUGAGACAUUGAUUUAUUUAAAGAAAUGCCAUGCCAAAAUAUUACUGUCGAUCCUUAGCAUGUGCAUUAGUUGUCAUUUGAUGUGUGUGACACCAUUCUUCGUUUUUUUUCUGUUAUUAUUUUUAUUUUCUUAUUUAAAUGCCAUUUCCUAGAGGGAGGUUUUGUAAAAUUGUAUGUGUGUGUAGUUUCCCAGCUGUGUAAUAUACAGGAGGAAAAGGAGAGAGAGAGAGAGAGAGAGAGAGAGAGAGAGGGAGGAGUCUUCAGGUUUUGCCUGAUCAAUAAAAAGUUAAUAAUUUGCAUGUGCUUUGUUAAAAACUGGUAUGCAUAAACUGUCAAAAGGGAAAAAAAUAAUAACAAUAGCAGCCUUGCCAAUGGUUUGAAAAGCAAAUAAUCCUUUAAGUUUAUUUUCGAAAAAAAAUAAAAUUGUUAUUUUUGUUCCUCUCAAA